CACUCCACCCUUAUCUUCUCCCUUCUCUCUCUAGCGCGUGCCCCACACAUCUCUACCCACUCCCGAUGCCGGCCUCGUGCGCCACGCCGGCGGCGGCGCUCCCGGUCUCGCGCCGCGCGCCCCCGCCGCCGCCGCCGCAGUUCGCCGCGCACGUGCCUGCCGCCCGCCGCGGCUCCUCCUCCGCCACGGCCUGCCGCUGCACCACGGCCUCUGCCUCAGCCUCAGCGGCGGCCGCGGCUCCUCCAUCCGCCUGGGACUGGCCCCGCUGGACCCGGCACUUCGCGGAGGUGGACCAGGCCGAGAGCUACGCGUCCGUGCUCGCCUUCCGGCUCGAGGAGGCCGUGGAGGGCGAGGACUUCGCCGAGGCCGCCGCCCUCAAGCGGGCCAUCCGCGACGCCACCGCGCACGACGCCGUCGCCCACGUCAUGGCCCAGCUCAAGAGCGCUAUAGAGGAACAGCGGUACCAGGACGCGUCCAGAUUGACCAAGCUCGCCGGAACCAGCUUGGUAGGUUGGUGGGUGGGAUACGCUAAGGACACUGAUGACUCGAUCGGGAGGAUUGUGCGGAUAAGCCCUGGUGUUGGGAGAUACGUGGCCAAGAGCUACAGCCCAAGGCAAUUGGUCACUGCAUCCUCAGGGUCUCCAUUAUUUGAGAUAUUCCUCGUCAGAGACGAAGACGAGACGUAUACAAUGAAGGUGGUACACUUGCGACCAACAAAAGGAACUUCAAGUGCAUCGCCCCUAUCAACAACAACCACCGAAGGUCGAGUUAAGGUAGAAAAUGAUACUUCAUCAGAAAGUAGUGCUCCAUCCGACGGCGUUAAAGAGGAAGCAAAUACAGAUAGUCAGUUAAAAGGAAAUGAAGAUACUGAGGAGAAAACACAAGAUGUUGGAAACACCAAGGAGAGUAGCGUUGAAGGGUUGAAGAGUGUUUUGAAUUUUUUCAAGUCCCGGAUUCCUGAAUUCAAAGUUCAAGUGAUAAAUGUAGAUGUGCCGGACGAAACUGAAUUAGUUUCAGAUUCACCGGAAGAAUUAGUGCAAGAUGAUGUGAAGUCCACAUCAGAGAACUCGUUGGAAGAGCCCGGCACUGAGGAAUUCGAGGAGGAAGAUGUUUCUGAUGGAGAAUCAGACUCGAAUGAAGACAGUAAAAGUCCAGGAGUGAAGCUUUUCAUUAGUGGAGUGGUUCAUAAUAAAGAGGAUAUGGCUGGAGCAAAAUCUUAUGUUCGAGUUCCUGCUGAAAUAAGUAACUUGGAAAAGGACUCCUUUGAACUGUACAUUCCUGGAAAAGGUUCUGAUCGAGAUCUGACUGAAACAAAGGCCGCAAAGCAGAAAGUUGCGGAUAUGGCUGCUAAAUUAGCAUCAGAGCUCAUGCCUUCUGAUGUUGCAAAGGCAUUAUGGGGCACCACCAAGAGUUCUUCAAAGAUGAUGGAUCCACUGCAGAUAAAUAAAGAAGUCCAGGAGCUUUUAAAACUUACACUGAGCAAGGCCCGAGUCAAGCUGACUGAGAAUACCAUUUUCAACCGGAUCAUUACGGACUCUAAUGGCUCAGAUCCAUUUAAUGGUCUCUAUGUGGGAGCAUUUAGUCCAUAUGGACCAGAAGUUGUGCAGCUCCGUCGAAAGUUCGGCCAUUGGAAUAGUACUGACGAAGUUGAGUUUUUCGAGUAUGUUGAAGCAGUCAAGUUGACUGGUGAUCUGAGUGUCCCUGCUGGACAGAUAACGUUCCGUGCUAAGGUUGGGAAGGGCAGUCGUCUUGAGAAUCGUGGUGCAUAUCCAGAAGAGUUUGGUGUGACUGCCAGUUAUAAAGGCCAGGGAAGAAUAGCACAACCUGGAUUCAAAAACCCUCGGUGGGUGGACGGUGAGCUAUUGGUGCUCAAUGGCAAGAGUACAAUUCCACACCUUGGUGGUGCAGAGCUCGGUUUCUUGUACAGUGUGCCUGAGCAGAGCUUCUUGGUUCUCUUUGACCGGCUUACACUUCCCGAGUGAAUGAGACAGCGGCGAAAAUAGCUGAUUCUCACGUGCAAAUUGCGUGAACGCAGAGGCUGACCCGAGACGCUUUGGGCGAUCAAAUAGGUUACAUCAUGCGGCUUUUCCCACCAUCCUCAGAGCUUCCCUGAGAAGGUUGGCUCCUACUUGACAGGAACCAACCGGUCCAACAUUUUUGAGGUUACAGAGAAAGCUGACAUGUUCGUUCCUGGGAAUGUCGUAUUAAGCUGUCAUGUGACCCAAACCUUAGGCUUCUAAACAAUGCGGUAUAGAUAUAUCCAGAAUGACCAUUUUUGGGCUUCUUGAUUUGUUGGUUUGUAUGAAAGGGUUGUAACUGGUUUCGGUAUUGUUUUGAUGCUACCAACAAAUAAAUAAAAAUCAUACUAUCUGUAUCAUAAA
Molecule: messenger RNA, 2381 nt
Organism: Brachypodium distachyon (stiff brome)
Lineage: Eukaryota; Viridiplantae; Streptophyta; Magnoliopsida; Poales; Poaceae
Product: protein EXECUTER 2, chloroplastic
Exons: 10
Coding region: 66-1982 (638 amino acids)
Biological process (GO): singlet oxygen-mediated programmed cell death; response to singlet oxygen
Cellular component (GO): thylakoid membrane
Source: RefSeq, a predicted model, not a curated record